AUUUACGCGACAGCGGAGUCACGCACAGUGACAGUUUCCUGUAGUUCAGAGGACUCGCAGCUUUUUAAGUAAAGCUACUUAAACUCAGAUAAACAUGUCUACUGCCAUGAAUUUUGGCUCGAAGUCUUUUAAACCUCGGGCUCCGGAUAAAGGAUCUUUCCCUCUGGAUCAUUUCGGAGAGUGUAAAGACUUUAAGGACAAGUUCAUGAAAUGUCUGAGAGACAGCAGCUACGACAACUCCCAGUGUCGACUGCAGUCCAAAGAUUACCUGGAGUGCCGGAUGGAGCAUCAGCUGAUGGCCAAGGAGCCUCUGGAGAAACUGGGAUUCAAGGAUCUGAUGGAUCCUCCUCCCAGCCAAGCGGACAGUAACACUAAACCGUGACUUUACACCAAAGCUGCUGUUUCAGAAAUACAAGGAUGGUGUUUCUCUGAACUUGAAAGAUUCAACAAUUAGCUGGGGAUAGGAUGAGGCAAAGACUGCUGUGAGUGUGAAGCUGAGGAGGACACUGGUUUGACUUGCCGCCUUAGUUUGAGGUCACAGAGAACAAUGUAAUUUUCUCAAUCACUUGUGUACAUAAGAUUAUUAUGCAUAAUAUAUAGAGAUGUUGUUUUGUGGUGUGUCAAUAAAUUCUUUGUAUUUAAACUAAACUUUGUGUUGAUCGACCUAGAUUCUUUUAUUCUUCUCAGCUGCUGGAGGCUCAACAGUUUGAGCUCUGUGUCAAAAAUGGUUCGUUGUUUCAAAGCAUAUGAUACAGUUAAUACGGUGGCAGCUGCUGUUGGCAUUGCAUUUGUAUGGUCCCAUAUAAUAGGGAUUCAAAUAUUGUCCAUUUACUGUAUACUGUAUUUUAUUUGAAGUUCAAAACCUGGAAUUCCUAACAACGCACUGGGGGGGGGAAUCUGCUAUCUAGACUCAGAUUGAUACUAGAGCCUUUAGACAAGUAUUUUUCUUAUUAAUAAGUCUAUAAGAGGAAAAUAUAUUCAUUCCCUUUUCAGUAUAUACCAAGAAAUACAAGCAGAAAUCACAAAAGGCAGAUAGGAUAUAAAUAUGUAAAUAUGUAACCCCCAUUAAACAUUAAAGAAAGAAAACAAAAACUUCAAUAUAAAAGCGACAUGUUGUAGUUUUACAGGGGGUUGUGUGCCAGACUAUUUCUUUACUGGGCACAGUUCCUGCAGUCUUUUCAUCACUGUAAGGUUACCAGGCAACCAGUGCAGACACUUUGGUUUUUGUAUGGAUUAAACGAACGAGACAUAACAUAAUGAUUAGUGAGCUGUGUGCAGCGGUGAUCCUAGACUCUGGGGAAACUGCAGUGUCUUUAUGGGAGGUUUAAGGGGGUUUAUAAUGUAGAAAUCAGCAAAUGUUGUUGUGACUGGUUCCUCCCAAAACGAUCGUGUGAAUCAUAAAAAAAAAAUCAAUGAAUCACACUUAAAUGUUUUUUUUUUUUUUUAAGUUAAAACAAUGACAUUUAUUGUCAAGUCGCAAGUUGAACGGCACAUUAAGCCAGCAAUACAAAAUGAGGCACACGUACACACACCACGUCAUGCAGAUUGCAUCAGUCCACCACAGAGGCAACGAUUAAACACAACUGUUGCUCCCUAAACUAAAACCACAAACAUCUGGAUCAGAAGUUCACAGUGUGACAUAUAUAUAUAUAUAUAUAUAUAUAUAUA
This is a messenger RNA of Seriola aureovittata, 1668 nucleotides long. It is a transcript of the gene cox19, whose product is annotated as cytochrome c oxidase assembly protein COX19. The record is from RefSeq and is a predicted model, not a curated record. The coding region runs from base 95 to 382 and encodes 95 amino acids. The transcript is spliced from 3 exons. Gene Ontology annotation, biological process: mitochondrial respiratory chain complex IV assembly. NCBI's taxonomy places the organism in Eukaryota, Metazoa, Chordata, Actinopteri, Carangiformes, Carangidae. Gene Ontology annotation, cellular component: mitochondrial intermembrane space.